Molecule: messenger RNA, 5534 nt
Organism: Xenopus tropicalis (tropical clawed frog)
Lineage: Eukaryota; Metazoa; Chordata; Amphibia; Anura; Pipidae
Gene: wnt5a
Product: Wnt family member 5A
Exons: 5
Coding region: 777-1919 (380 amino acids)
Biological process (GO): Wnt signaling pathway
Cellular component (GO): extracellular region
Molecular function (GO): signaling receptor binding
Source: RefSeq, a predicted model, not a curated record
GUUUUCCCUUCCCUGAGAGCUCAGUUUGGAACAGAGAGAAGGAGACAGGGGAAGGGAGGAAGAGCACCGAGCCCCCAGCCCAGCAGCCCCCCAUACACUGACCCCCAUCUGCACUAGGGACCCCAGGAUAUAACCCCCACCCUCUGGAUUGCAAGGAGUCAGCGCCCCCCGGGAAUUGCAGCAGCGGAACCCACAGCGCCCGGUGCCGGGGAAAGAGAAUUUCUUUGCGCUUUCACUGCGUCUUGUCACGACUGUAAUCGCCUCCGGUUGGAUUGAGAGGAAUGAGACGAAAUCCUGCUCUGGGGGAGUAAAUUGCCGCAUCUGGGGGGGGAUUGUGUCUGUUACUGCCAGUUGGACUCGGCUGCCUGUUGCCCCCGCUUUGCCCCGUUGGCCGGGCACAUCGCUUUGUCUGGAUCGCAAAUGGUUUGGGAACUGGGAAUGCGUCCCAGUCUAUGAGGCACCCAGGUCCUAUUAACCGACUGGCACUUUGCAGCGAGGAAGAGGAGGGUAUAUUUGGCUCUACAGGUCCCCAGCCGACUCCUCCAUCGAGGUCUAGAAAGGCUCCCGCCCUGAAGGAUCUGCUUUUGGGGGGGCACAUCGGAUAAGGAACCUGCACCCCAGCUUUGGAUUCCAGUACCCAAGGAUCCUACCAGUUUAUUCCUGCCCUGCUUUGGAUUAACUUCCAUUCACUGGACCCCCCCCCCCCCAUCUCUUUCUUGGAUUAACCUGACACCCCUAUCAUUUGGAUUACAAAGCAAUUUUGCCCUGUUUGCACCAUGAUGAAGAAGCUUUUGGCAUUGCAGUUCAGAGGAGAAGGUUUGGGGGUCCCGGGCAGUGCAAUGGUCUCUCAGCACUUUGUGGCUCUGCUCAUCUCUCUCUGCUGCCUGACCCAGUCUGUGGUGGAGACCAGCUCUUGGUGGUCGUUAGCCAUGAACCCGGUGCAGAUCCCUGAGGUUUAUAUCAUUGGGGCUCAGCCGCUGUGCAGCCAGCUGUCGGGGCUAUCGCAGGGCCAGAAGAAGCUGUGCCAGCUGUACCAGGACCACAUGCAGUUCAUCGGGGAGGGCGCCAAGACUGGCAUCAAGGAGUGUCAGUACCAGUUCCGCCACCGGAGGUGGAAUUGCAGCACCGUGGAUAAUACGUCUGUGUUUGGGAGAGUCAUGCAGAUAGGUAGCAGGGAGACGGCCUUUACCUACGCCAUCAGCGCCGCAGGAGUAGUGAAUGCAGUGAGCCGAGCCUGCCGAGAGGGGGAGCUCUCUACAUGUGGCUGCAGUCGGGCCGCCCGACCCAAGGACCUACCCCGGGACUGGCUAUGGGGCGGCUGUGGGGACAACCUGGAUUAUGGCUACAGGUUUGCCAAGGAGUUUGUGGACGCCCGAGAAAGAGAGAAGAUUUACCAGAAAGGAUCCUAUGAGAGUUCCAGGCUUCUCAUGAACCUGCACAACAACGAGGCAGGAAGGAGGGCAGUAAGUACCUUGGCCGACGUUGCCUGCAAGUGCCACGGAGUAUCCGGUUCCUGUAGCCUAAAAACCUGCUGGCUUCAGCUGGCGGACUUCCGCAAGGUAGGGGAUCUAUUAAAGGAGAAGUACGACAGCGCGGCGGCCAUGAAGCUGAACACUCGAGGGAAGUUGGUGCAAGUCAACAACAAGUUCAACUCGCCCACGAUGAACGAUCUGAUUUACAUCGACCCCAGCCCGGAUUACUGUGUGCACAAUGAAAGCACCGGAUCCUUGGGGACCCAGGGCCGGCUGUGCAAUAAAACCUCGGAGGGGAUGGACGGCUGUGAGCUCAUGUGCUGUGGAAGGGGCUACGACCAGUUCAAAACGGUACAGACUGAGCGGUGUCACUGCAAGUUCCACUGGUGCUGCUACGUCAAAUGCAAAAAGUGCACCGAAGUCGUCGACCAGUUCGCGUGCAAGUAAAGCCCCCACGCACAGACCUUUAGGACCUAUAUCAAAUAUCGCCUUUUUUUUAUUUAUAGAGAUCACACGGGAGUUGCUUCUGGGUCCACUUACUCCUCGGUUUCAAACAACCUGCCUGGAAUAUAAAGAAACAAAGGGAAAAAUAAAUAAAAUGAACUGAGGAUAUUUAUUUACAGAGAUAAAGACUUUUAACGCUAAUUGGAGAGACUUGGGGCAAAUUGCGUGGCCGUAGGGUGGAAAGACAAAACUGGAGGUUGGAGUUAUCCAGGAGGUCACGUGGACUUUUGGUGUUCUCUUCGCAGUGAUCUGAAAAGCACGUUGGUUCCAUUCUGUCUAUAAAUCAUGACACAUAGCUUUCUAUUUUCUGGUUACGUAGUGACGUCAUCCUAAAAGCUUAUACCCUGUGAAAAGAGAUACCCCCCCCCUCCUUACUGCAUUCUAAUGGUAAGGAAUAUUGGCAUCAGGUCUUAGAUGUCCGCUAGGAGACAUCUCUGAUGAUUGAGAAAGGGCUAAAGGCAUUUAUGGAAAUCGGAGCUUAAUUGGUCAUGGGGUAACGGUCGGACCAUUUUCGGUGGUGGUAACUCAGUCCGUGUUCUCGUGGGAUUGGACAGAAAGAGAGAAUUAAGCUCCCUGCUUGGCAUAAAGAUGUCAUUAUUUUCCAUACUAACGUCUGAGGGGCUCAUAAGCCUUUACUACAAGUUGGGGGGAUUCUCCGAUCCUAAGCAGUAUAGAUUGCAAUUCUAUGAUAUAUUUAUAGGGCACUCGGUAAAAAUCAGGGGCUCUUCUGAUCCCUAUGAGUACUGGAUAAAGUUCUGUAAGUCAUUUUUGGGAGGUACAUAGACCUUUAGUUCAAGGGGGGGGGGCUCCCCUAAUCCUAAGUAUUAUAGCUUGAAACUCUGUAAUUGAUUUUUAGGGGGCUCAUAGACCAUCAGUCCAAAUUGGGGGCUCCUCUGAGACCCAGGAAGCAUAGGUUUCAUGGACCAUCAUUAAAAAGUAGGGGCUCUUCUGAUCCCAAGAGUUCUGUAACUCAUUUUUGUGAGGUGCAUAGACCUUUAGUCCAAUCUGGGGGCUCCCCUGAACCCAAGUAUUAUAGAGUGAAACUCUGUAAUUGACUUUUAGGGGGCUCAUAGAUGAUCAGUCCAAGUUGGGGGCUCUUCUGAUGCCAAGGAGUAUUGAUUAAAGUUCUUAAAUUUAUUUUUGGGAGGCACAUAGAACUUUGGUCCAAGGUGGGGGCUUCCCUGAUCCUAAGUAUUAUAGAUUGAAACUCUGUAAUUGAUUUUUAGGGGGCUCAUAGACCAUCACUCCAUGUUGGGGGCUACUCUGAGACCAAGGAGCAUAGGUUUUUGAAAAGUUCAUGGACCAUCAUUAAAAAGUGGGGGCUCUUCUGAUCCCAAGUAUAGAUUAAAGUUCUGAAAUUUAUUUUUGGGAGGUACAUAGACCUCCUGUCCAAGUUGGGGGCUCCCAUGAUCCUAAGUAUUCUAGAAUGAAAUUAUUUAAUUGGUUUUUAUGGGGUUAAUAGACCAUUAGUCCAAGUUGGGGGCAUCUCUGAGACCAAGGAGCAUAGGUUUAAGUUAUUUUAUUAAUUUUUGGAGAGUUCAUGGACCAUAAGUAAAAAGUGGGGGCUCUUCUGAUCCAAAUGAGUAUAGAUUAAAGUUCUGUAAUUUAUUUUUGGGAGGUACGUAGACCUUUAGUUCAAUUUGUGGGCUCCCCUGAACCUAAGUUGGGGGCUCCUUUGAGACCAAGGAGCAUAGGUUUAAGUUCUAUUAUUCAUUUUUGGAGAGUUCAUGGACCAUCAGUAAAAAGUGGGGGCUCUUCUGAUCCCAAUGAGUAUAGAUUAAAGUUCUGUAAUUUAUUUUUGGAAGGUACAUAGACCUUUGGUCCAAGUUGGAGACUCCCUUGAUCCUAUUAUAGAUUGAAAUUCUGUAAUUGGUUUUUAGGGGGCUCAUAGACCAUCAGUCCAAGUUGGGGGCUCUUCUGAUCCCAAGGACUAUAGAUUAAAGUUCUCUAAUUCAUUUUUGGGAGGCACAUAAACCAUUAGUCCAAGUUGGGGGCUCAUCUAAGACCAAGGAGCAUAGGUUUGAGAUCUGUUAUUAAUUUUUGGAGAGUUCAUGGGCCAUCAAAAAAAAAUGGGGGCUCUUCUGAUCCCAAGAAAUAUAGAUUAAAGUUCUGUAAUUUAUUUUUGGGAGUUACAUAGACCUUUGGUCCAAGCUGGAGGCUCCCUUGAUCCUAUUAUAGAUUGAAAUUCUGUAAUUGGUUUUUAGGGGGUUUAUAGACCCUCAGUCAAAGUUGGGGGCUCCUCUGAGACCAAGAAGCAUAGGUUUAAGUUCUAUUAUUCAUUUUUGAGAGUUCAUGGACCAUCAGUAAAAACGGGGGCUCUUCUGAAUUGCUUUUAGGAGGCUCAUACACCAUCAAUACAAGUUGGGGGCUCCCCUAAUCCCCAGGAUUAUAAAUUGAAUUCUGUAAUGUUUAGGGAAGUUCCCAGACUUUCAAUACAAGUUGGGGGGCUCCUAUGAUCCAAAAACUUACAGAUUAAACGUCUAUAAUUCCUGUAGAACUUUAUUUCCCAAAAGUCCACUAAUUUGCACACUGUUUUCGGGCAAAAUAUACUGAUUUUAUUCUGACGACGGGACAAGCUUGGAAGGACACGUUUCUCUUUAUUCUAAAUCCAUCUGAACGAUACAGAGCGGGAAAAAAAAAUCACAUAUUUUACAUAUUAUUCAAAAAUACCUAAAAUACAUGGAGGUCACAUUUAUGGGAUAUCGUGGUCUGCUGUUUUCUAUUUCAAAGCUUUUCUGUUUUUUUUGUGACAAUAUGUAUAUAAAUAUAUAUAUAUAUUCUUUAAUACUGCCAGUAAUUAAAUGUAUUUAUUUACACAUAUACUUAGGGGAAUUUUUUUUUUUUUUUUUCACAUAUAGACAUUUUUAGGAUUUUUAUUUUAAAAAAUCCUUUUUGACAUUUUAUGAAUUUUUUUUUUUUUUUAGAAUUUCUUAUUCAUUUGGUGUCAGGUUUUCUUGGGGUUCUUUAUAAGUAAUUUAAAGCACAUAGUCAUGGUCAAGGUACUAAGGUUUCACACGCUACGAUAUAAUGCACUUGAAACAAUUCUUUUCAUCCCCUGUUUCCGUACAAAAAGGGCAUUAUUUAAAAAAAAAAACAAAAACAAAAAAUUUAAAUUAAAGUCCAAACUGAAUUCCCUCCCCCCAAAAAUGACCCUAAAAAAAUACAAGGAAAAAUCAAAAAUCAAUUUUUUCCAUCCCUUUAUGAAGAAUGAUGAUUACACCGCCGUACUUGCCUUCAUGCCACAACAAAUAUUUAUAUUUUAGCAGAAUUUUUUUUUUUUUUUUUUUUAAAAAGAGAUUUAAUUUUUACCAAUCCAGACUAUACAUUGGAAUUAUUUAAUGUAAAAUAUUUUACUUGUCAUCAAGAAAUGUAAAUCUAUGUUCUUCUCUUUGUAUCUUGUACAUGUAAUGUACAUAUUGUGUCGCCCUAAUUUGAUUUGUAUAUUUUUACUGGCUUUAAAAAAAAAAAAAAAAAAUGCCGCCGAGAGGUACGUGGCCGACGCCAUCGUUGAAAGAUAGACUAUAAAAUAAUAAAAAAAAAAAAAAUUAUUACUGUAAA